Amaranthus tricolor (Joseph's coat) is the source of this 1538-nucleotide messenger RNA. RefSeq names its product protein FLX-like 1. The record is from RefSeq and is a predicted model, not a curated record. The transcript is spliced from 5 exons. Bases 260 to 1216 code for a protein of 318 amino acids. NCBI's taxonomy places the organism in Eukaryota, Viridiplantae, Streptophyta, Magnoliopsida, Caryophyllales, Amaranthaceae.
UCGGGUCAGACACCAUACCAGCCCGAGUUCUACCCGGAACCUUGAAGUCCGAAUUUUUUCCGGACAAACCACGAAUCCAACCAAUUGCACAAUUUUCCAAUUCCUUUCUGAGAGACUCUUCCUCCACCAUCAUUAGGUCGCCGGCGCAAUAUUCAGGCAGCGCCGCCCAUAAUCGGAGCAGCUAACUGCUAACAAUCAGCACGACUUUCGACUCUCACUUCUUCACCUUCUCUGUAUUUUAAACUAUUUUCGAGUUACAAUGGCAGGCCGAAAUCCAGGUCCACCAUUGCCGAUGAAGAACUUACCACGUGGCAGAGUUCCAUUUAUGCCUCAUGAAGUUCCAUUUGGUCGAAACCUGGGUCCAAUGCCUCACCCUGCACUUAUUGAGGAAAUGAGGGAGAGAGAGCGGGAAUCUCAGUUUGGAAUGGCCCCUAGACCACGUCCCCCUCAUCCUGCAAUCCUUGAGGAUCGUCUAGCAAUUCAGCUUCAAGAAAUUCAAGCCUUACUAGUUGAUAACCAGAAGGCAGCUGCUACACAUGUUGCUUUGAAGCAGGAGUUGGAAGCUCAGCGUUUUGAGUUGCAACGUAUGACUCAUUAUGCUGAUACAUUUCACAUGGAGAAGGAUAAAGAGAUGAGGGAAUUGCUCGAGAGGUCUGCUAAAUUGGAGACGGAUCUUCAAGCAGCGGACGCAAUGAAGGGCGAACUAAUGCGGGUUCAAGCAGAUAUUAAGGAGCUUUCUGCUGCUAGGCACGAUCUGAUGGCUCGAAUCCAAGCAAUGAACCAGGAUUUGGCUAGAGCAUCUUCUGAUUUACAGCAAGUUCCCGCGUUAAAAGCUGAAAUUGAGCUCAUGAGACAGGAAGUUGACAACGCUAAGGCUGCUAUUGAGUAUGAGAAGAAAGUUUAUGCUGAUAGUUAUGAGCAAGGGCAACAGAUGCAGAGCAAUUUGGUCUCAAUGGCCAGAGAACUAGAGAAGCUUCGCGCGGAAGUUGCUAAUGCAGAGAAGAGAGCUCGUGCUGCCGCUGCGGUUGGCAAUCCUGCUGCGGCUGGUUAUAAUACUAAUUAUGGCACACCUGAAACUGGAUAUGCUGGAAAUCCGUACCCUACUGGCUAUGGUGUAAACCCGAUGCAGGCUGGUAUGGAGAAUUAUCCUCAGUAUGGGCCUGGACAUGGCAAUUGGAGUGCAUAUAACAUGCAACAUGGUCAGGGUCAUAGAUGAAGUUGCAUCUUGAUCAAUGAAGAUCUUGGGGUUUUAUGCAUUAGUGUAGUGAACUGUAGACUCUUCAUUUACCUAGCUAAAUAGCCGAUCGAGGUCGUAUUCCUUGAUACUUAGACAUGGUUUGGAUACUUGCACAAUUCAUUUCAGACCAAAAUCUUAUAUUCGGACUCUUGGAAAUUUACCGAUCGUUCGCUUGUUAAAUAGAUUUCAACAAUCUAUAGUCUAUUUUGUUCUAUUACUGUGUUGUCUAGUGGUUGCUAUCAACAAUCUUAUAUCAUUUGGGUUAUGUAGAUAAAAGAAUUCCAAAGCUCCCAGUUAUAUA